Molecule: messenger RNA, 1071 nt
Organism: Pelagomonas calceolata
Lineage: Eukaryota; Pelagophyceae; Pelagomonadales; Pelagomonadaceae
Source: the annotation of a GenBank genome assembly
CCGCUUUGCUGCGGGGGGAAGCUUAUGCUUUGCUGCGGGCUCCCUGAUUGCUGCCCGCCCGGCACACCGAGUAGCUAGCAUGAGGUGCGCUGCCCUAUGCCUCGCAGCCCUCCUGGCCGCUCCCGCGGUGGCUCAGGACUACAGCGGCCUCUGCAUGACGCCCGCAAAUUACCAGGGGGGCGCAAUGUACGAUCACGAGAUUAGCCCGGCGGUGACGUGUGAUGCAAUCAUGGCCCACUGGACGAGCAGCGGCAACACCCUGGCGGGUUAUGACUUUUCAGUCGGCCUACAUUGCCCUCUCGAAUCGUACGACGUCAAGAACGUCGUUAAUAUUGUAGCGUCCUAUUGCUGCGGCACCGGUGACGCCGCUUCCCGGCGCAGCGCGUGCUGGGCGGACUACAGCCACGUCUGCGCGACGCCCGCAAACUACCAGGGGGACGCAAUGUACGAUCACGAGAUUAGCCAGGCGGUGACGUGCGAUCAGAUCAUGGACUCCUUCACAAGCAGCGGCAACAACCUGGCGGGCAAGGACUUUUCGUCCGCCAUAUACGGGGCAUGCUCUGCCGAAUCGUACUUAGUCCAGGAAACCGUUAAUAUUGUAGCGUCCUAUUGCUGCGGCACCGGCGACGCGCAGCGCAGUGCGUGCUGGAGGGACUACAGCUACGUCUGCGCGGACCCUACCCGCUGGACGCCCUCCGCCGAGUGGGAGGCCGCCAGCGCCUCCAACGGGAACACCGCGGCGUCCUGCCAGAAGGCAAUGGAAUAUUCUACUUCUCCCGGUAGCGGGCACGUCUUUGAAGGGUAUGAAUUCGUGGACGCCUCAUCUGCGGCGGAGUCCUGCACUACCCCCUCUGCCAUCGAGGCCGUCCGUGCCGUCGCGGCCAAGUGCUGCGCCUCCGGCAACUCUGUCUGCUCCGACACCGUCGACUCCGCCACUUUGGGCGGCCGCGUCGCUUCGGCGGUCGGCGUGGUGUCCGUUUUCGCCGUUCUCUUGGGAUUUCAUUGAAAGGGUCGUUACGUGACGUACCCCCUCCGAGUCCGUCCUCGAUUUCUAAUUUAGUUAUUAAUUAA